Maylandia zebra (zebra mbuna) is the source of this 839-nucleotide messenger RNA. Lineage: Eukaryota; Metazoa; Chordata; Actinopteri; Cichliformes; Cichlidae. The record is from RefSeq and is a predicted model, not a curated record.
AUGUUUCUGCUAUUUCUGCUCCUCAUGAACGUUUCCCAGCAUGCUCUGGCUGUGGAGGUAGAAGGAAAUACAGAGGCAGAGUCUGUCCAGCUGCCCUGUCAGCACUCAGGUUUCAUACCUGACGACAAUCCCACAGUGACUUGGACCCGCAAUGAUCUCGAUCCCACAACCGUCCACGUACGACGAAAAGAAGGAGAUGAUCUUAAAGGACAAAACCGGAGUUACAGCAGGCGCACGUCGAUGAGGCCUGAUGCUCUGGACUCUUUAGACUUCAGCCUCACUCUGAGAAAACCACAACUGACCGACAGCGGCAAAUAUAGCUGCACCCUCAGUGAUGGGAGGAAAGAACGGACACUGACAGAUGUACAGCUGCAGGUCAAAGCUGACAGAGAGGAGGUGGAUUCAGGGGUGGCGUCUGUCCAGCUGCCCUGCAAAACCACACAUCAUCUGGCUGAAGAUGCUAAAGUGGAGUGGAUGGACAGUGGUAAUCAUAGGGUCCAUGUAUUUCAAGAUGGCCUGGACCAGCCAGUUGAACAGAGUAAGGAUUACAGAGGCCGAACAGAGAUGUAUGCAAACCUGGUGAAAACUGGAGACCUCAGUCUGACCCUGAAACACCCCACAGAUGGAGACACACAAGUCUACACCUGCACCGUCUACAGCAGGGAGGGAAACAUCCUGCUGAUGAAACAAGUGAAGCUCUAUGUCAGAGAAUACAAAUCCAACAACAUAACAAUAAUCACACUGGCAUGCGUCAUUGUUGCGAUCAUCAUUUCUAUUCCUGUGGGCUUUUGCUGGGGUGUUCGCAAACAUCAAUGGUAGAAGACGGCUAAAAAGAAGGU